AUGACUACCAACGCUAUCGUGAUCCUCCCGGAAGAGAAGGUCGCUGGGAUCAGAGUGGUCCCCAUGCCCAAGAUCCGAGAUGAUUGGAUUCUUGUUAAAACAAAAGCUGUGGCUCUCAAUCCAACGGAUUGGAAACACAUCGACUUUGGUUAUGCCAAUGCGGGGUCCAGAAUCGGAUGUGAUUACGCUGGCGUUGUGGAGGAGGUUGGAAGCAAUGUCACAAACUUCAAAAAGGGCGACCGGGUCGCUGGUUUGUGUCAUGGAGGUCAUCGUACCGACCACGAAACAGGCGCCUUUGGAGAGUACCUACUCGCAAAAGCUUGUGUUCAAAUAAAGAUCUCAGACAAUGUGGAUUUUGAGCAUGCGGCGACGAUUCCCGUAGCUUUCUUUACUUGUGGACUUGGGCUCUAUAAAUCACUUCAACUUCCCAUGCCUACAGACCCGGCUAAGAAACCAUUCCCUGUCCUGAUACAUGGUGGUAGCACUGCCACAGGAAUGUGGGGGAUUCAGUUCGCAAAGGCCUCUGGCCUUACUGUGGUCGCCACGGCUUCACCACACAAUUUCGAUUACCUCAAAUGGCUUGGCGCCGAUGCGGUUUUCGACUACCGGUCACCAACCUGUGGCACCGACAUCAGGGCCUUCACUAAAAACAAGCUAAGACAUGCUUGGGACUGUGCUGGUGGUGGUGAAGUCAUCUGUGGAGAGGCUUUGAGCGAUGCCGAGCCCAGCAAGUAUGGCGGCCUCAACGCCAGCAACCCCACGAAUGCAGACAUUUUGAAGAAUGCGAAUCCACUGGUGGAUGGUUCGUUUUUCGUUUUAGCAUACAAUGUGCUCAAUGAGCCGUAUGAAUGGCGAAAUGCUAUGAUACAGCCACCUGUAGACCAGAUGGAGUUUGCGCAGAUGUUCAAGGAAGUGGCCCGAGAUCUUCUCGACAAAGGACAUCUGAAGUUCAUCAACAUCAGUUUGAACAAAGGGGGGAGUGGCCUAGAGGGAAUCUUGAAGGGAUUGGAUGAAAUGCGCAUGGGAAAGGUCAGCGGUCAGAAGCUGGUGUACACAUUGUGAGGCCAAGAGAGCAGCACCGAUGAGUGGUGUCGCUAUGUAUGCACGGUCUAAAUCUCUAGCAGGUUAUAUUUACUAGUUGGUGAUUUCUUCGCCAUCGUUGC
Ilyonectria robusta is the source of this 1163-nucleotide messenger RNA. RefSeq names its product putative alcohol dehydrogenase. The transcript has 3 exons. Gene Ontology annotation, molecular function: oxidoreductase activity, acting on NAD(P)H. Bases 1 to 1062 code for a protein of 353 amino acids. NCBI's taxonomy places the organism in Eukaryota, Fungi, Ascomycota, Sordariomycetes, Hypocreales, Nectriaceae. The record is from RefSeq and is a predicted model, not a curated record.